CGCCACCUCGCCACCACCAACCAGCUUGUCAACAUCAUUAAACAUCUAGCGUUUGUUUACGAUUGAACUUGUAUUAAGUCCUUGGCCGCCAGCCGUGUGGGUGACCACCCGGCCCGACGCACACUCACCGAGGUCUACAGAGAGUUGUAAGGUCGCUGACGCUCUCCAAAUCUUGCUUCAAUUAUUUUUCUUUCUAGGAGUUUGAUAUGGACCAAACUCGGAUCCAAGCCAAGUAUAAGUUUCACUAUAAAUAAUACUUGCUUAGACUACUUACUGAGACGCUGACUCCAUAGCCGCAGGCCACAGGAGUGUCGCGGUGUGCGUGCUAUGUUGUGUGUGUGUGUGUCACGCACACACUUGUAAUUACAUCGUGUGGUGCUCAUUGCGUUGAUGUCUUUUAUUCGAAACAAGUUUUAUUAAGUAGCUACUUGAUUUCUUUUCUCCUUUUUUGUUGGUCGAUAUCGUACAAUGGUAUUAUGGAUUUUAUUAAUCUGCUCCUAUUCGGAAUUCUAGACGUCACCCGUUGCAGAAUGCUCUCGAUUGUCUCUCGUCUCCAUCAUCAGGUCUGCUUUGAACGUUUUGUAAUGUCAACAGGCUCUUUGUGUAGGCAUCUGAGUGUGAAGUUUUCACCUCAUGCAUGGCUACAACUUUCGCAAGUCGCCCUCGCUUUCUCAGGGUUCUCACGGUCAGCUCGUGGAGCUGACACACGCGGAUCCUUUGGGAAGUAAUAACGAAACACUCGUUGUGUGGGAGUUGGGAUAUUUUGUUCAACGUUACGGAUUCCAACGAGUCUCACUGUCACUUGGCAUUGUCUUCAUUAUUCAACAGUAUCAGUGGAGCGCGUAUCAGUCGAGUGAACGACUUACAACUUAACUGAUUCAUACAUUAAUCAUAAUAUGAUGUACUCCUACAUUUUGUCAAUAAAGUAUCGGGAAUAGAUGUGUUUAUGAUUUCAAAUUAAUUGUUAUGUUUUUUUGGUGUUGUUGUAGUGUAGAACCACUGCGAUUGAACCUCGAGCCACCUUAUUGUUCACUAGGCACGAAGGAACUUCUCGUUCCAGAGUAAAAUAUACUUAACCUAUGCUACUCGGGAAUAUUGUAGCAUUCCAAAAGUGAAAAAAAAAUCAAAGCGCUUUAGCAGUUUCCGAGCAUUUUUCGGAUACAAUGCACAUUAGAAAGAUAUUUGUAAAUGUCUUUGUACUGUCUGUCAAGAAAGUACCGAGAAAAGAUGACUAUUACACAAAAGGUAAUGUUUUAUUUGUACUUAGGUACAUGAUACUAGCUUCCGUCCGCGUAGAGUUCGUUUAUAUCGCGUUUCCAAGAUAAUUCUUCAAAAGUCCGGGAUAAAAACUAUUCUAUGUUUUUUCUCAAGGUCAACUCUAUCUCUGUAAUAGCUCAUAUAGAGGCAUCUCAUUACUCUCCACGGCUGGCAAAAUUAUGGCACACAUCAUAAAUAAUCGCCUAGUUACACUAGCCGAGCGUUUUCUUCCUGAAAGCCAAUGUGGUUUCUGUCCAAAUAGAGGUACAGUUGACGCCAUAUUUUCCUUAAAACAGCUUCAAGAAAAAAGUCUAGAACAGCAUCGUGAUUCGUGACCUCUAUUUGUGUUUCGUGGACUUGGAGAAGGCUUUUGACCGCGUCCCAAGAUCUGCUCUCUGGGUGGUACUGGAAAAAUAUGGAUGCCCAGCGAAAUUUGUCAACCUGAUUCGCCAGUUCCAUGAAGGCAUGUUUGCCCGCGUACGUCACGAAGACAGUUUUACAGAACAAUUCCCCGUAACAAGUGGGGUCAAACAGGGGUGUGUUAUGGCGCCCACACUGUUUGCAAUCUACUUCUCCGCAGUAAUGAACGAUGCCAUGCAAAAAUGUACGAACAAGAUUACUCUUAACGUUCGCAUGGACAAAAGCGUAUUCAACCUCUCGCGCUUUAGGGCAAAACGCAAAGUAACGACUGUCUCCGUUGCCGAAAUACAGUAUGCCGACGACGUCUGCCUUAUGGCUGACAGCAUUGCUGAUCUCCAGGACUGUCUCGACCACCUAGACGAGUCCUGCCGCAAAUUUGGCUUAGUAAUCAGUGCAUCAAAGACCCAAAUUCUAAAACAGCCCGCAAGAGGAAAAUCUGCGGAUAACGUGACUGUUUACCUUAGCGGCAAAACUUUGAAGGAGUUAGGAACCUUUCGGUACCUAGGCAGUCUUAUACGUAACGACAAUCGUCUGGAGUUUGAGAUAUCAGCACGAAUUGCAAAGGCGGCUGCAGCAUUUGGUGCACUCAAACACCGUGUUUGGAACUCACACGAUCUUAAGUUACAGACUAAGAUUGCCGUAUACAAAGCUUUAAUUCUACCACUGCUUCUUUACGCCUCGGAGACAUGGUGUCUUUACAAAGGUGAUAUUAAACGCCGUGACACUUUCCACAUGAAGUAUCUCCGAGCAAUACUCCGUAUACGUUGGCAAGAUCGGGUUUCCAAUACGGAUGCUCUUCGACGGACGGGCUUGGCGGGCAUGGAGUGCCUUCUGAUGAAAGGUCAGCUACGCCGGUGUGGUCACCUGGUACGCAUGGAGUCCUCCAGGUUGCCGAAAACUAUUUUCUAUUCGGAAAUCAGUUUGGGUAAACGACAAGCUGGAGGACAAUAUUUACGUUACAGGGAUGUAUUAAAGCGCCACUUAAAAUCGACCGGUUUAUCCCCGAACUCAUGGGAGGACCUAGCCACCCAAAGAUCUGAGUGGCGAAAGGCAGUUCAUCAAGGACUAGAAAACUUCGAGUCCCAUCGUCUUGAAGACCUUGACGGUAAACGCCUGGCCCGUAAAACUCGUCCUAAACCGACGUAUAAUUACACCUUUAAUGCAAACGGAGAGCUCUACUGUGCAUCAUCUGACCGAAUUUUUUAAAAACAAAUUCGGGUUCGCAAGACACUACCGGGCCCAUGAGCGAAGACAGACUGCCGGGAAUUGACAGGGUGUCGCCGUCGACGGACACGUCUGGGAGGACAUCAUCAUCAUCACCAAAUUUUAUGAAAAUCAGUUCAGUGGUUUAGACGUGAAAGCGUAACAGACAGAGUUACUUUCGCAUUUAUAAUAUCAGUAGGAAAGUAGGGAUAGGGAAUGCUACAACAGGUUCAUAGGUUCAUGUAUAAUUCAUAUGUAGAUGAAUGGCAUGCCCAGAAGAACCGAAUAAAAACUUUGAUUGGAUUCACAAUUUUCUUGAAAAAAUAUUUUUUUCUAAUCAUCGGGCCAACUGUCGGCCAGCUACACUACUAGAUCGAAUAGAGUCGCUUGCAGUGCAGCUACAAAUACUGUCAAGUUCAGUGUAUACCAAACAUAUUCAUAUUCAGUGAACUGAAGAGAUGACAAUUAGCGAUUAAUUGUACUGAGGAAUAUGCAGAGGAGCGCGAGAUGCGCGCGCGAGUGCAGCGGGGGGC
This is a messenger RNA of Helicoverpa armigera (cotton bollworm), 3413 nucleotides long. RefSeq lists its product as uncharacterized. The transcript has 2 exons. Bases 1723 to 2883 code for a protein of 386 amino acids. Lineage: Eukaryota; Metazoa; Arthropoda; Insecta; Lepidoptera; Noctuidae. The record is from RefSeq and is a predicted model, not a curated record.